Molecule: messenger RNA, 2327 nt
Organism: Seriola aureovittata
Lineage: Eukaryota; Metazoa; Chordata; Actinopteri; Carangiformes; Carangidae
Gene: hacd1
Product: 3-hydroxyacyl-CoA dehydratase 1
Exons: 7
Coding region: 127-855 (242 amino acids)
Biological process (GO): fatty acid elongation; very long-chain fatty acid biosynthetic process; sphingolipid biosynthetic process
Cellular component (GO): endoplasmic reticulum membrane
Molecular function (GO): 3-hydroxyacyl-CoA dehydratase activity
Source: RefSeq, a predicted model, not a curated record
GCACUAGUCCCGCGAGAGAGGGGGGAUCCGUGGGCGGAUAGAUGGAUGGAUGACCCUGCUGCUCCCCUCCCAACCAGCCCCAGCUGUCAGCUCCCUUCCUGACUUCCCCACCCUGCCCCCGGUACCAUGGCGUCCAGCGAGGAGGACGGCGCGGUUGAGGAGAAGGAAAACAACAACAAGAAGAGAACGAAAAGCGCCCUCGCUACCGCAUGGCUCACUUUCUACAACAUCGCCAUGACCGCCGGGUGGCUGGUUUUGGCCAUUGCAAUGAUGCGCUUCUACAUCCAGAAAGGCACACACAAGGGUCUGUACAGAAGUAUAGCAAGGACACUCAAGUUUUUCCAGACCUUUGCAUUAGUUGAGGUGGGACAUUGUGCAAUCGGAAUCGUGAGGACUUCUGUGAUUGUUACCGGGGUUCAAGUGUGUUCACGGAUUUUUAUGGUUUGGUUCAUCACCAACGGCAUCAGACAGAUCCAGAAUGAAGAAAGCGUAAUCCUAUUCCUGGUUGUGUGGACGAUGACAGAGAUUACCAGAUAUUCCUACUACACAUUCAACCUGCUCAACCACCUGCCGUACUUCAUCAAAUGGGCCAGAUACAACCUCUUCAUCGUCUUGUACCCACUGGGAGUCGUUGGAGAGCUGCUGACCAUUUAUGCUGCUCUACCGUUUGUACGCAGAUCUGGAAUGUACUCCAUGAGGCUUCCCAACAAAUAUAACGUGUCGUUUGACUACUACUACUGCCUCAUCAUCGUCAUGCUGUCCUACAUCCCAUUGUUUCCUCAGCUCUUCUUCCACAUGCUGCGGCAGAGGAGAAAGGUGCUUCACGGGGAGGUCAUAGUGGAGAAAGAUGACUAAACAAAGCACCACCUCAUGCCUCUGUUUGAGCCAGCCUGCCCCCCCCCCCCCCCCCCCCCCCCCCGACACACACACCCUUCACCGUCCCCACCCCCACCCCUCAUCUUCAUCUCCAUCUCCAUCUCAUCUUUAGCACCAUCAGCUGUUCCAUUCUUCAUUGCACAGGACAGGAAGGGCCACACAGAUGACGACCUGUCUGAUGAGAAAAACAAAAAAGCGACAAGCGGUGAUAAUGAGGAAGAAAUGACAAAACCCACAGGAGUUCAUCUGUACCCAGCAAUAAUAAACAAGUGAUCCUAGGUCUUUCCUCACAGGAUCUGAAUGGUAAUAUUGGAAACAUGUUUACAGUCCCAGUGUUGCUGGAGCUUGAAACAGAAGCCUGGCGUUGUGGCGCAGCGUAGAGAGAGAGAUCCUGAGCCCUUUUAUUCACCCACCAGCCUUACCGCAUCUUGUUGCACCGAUGCACCGCAGCCUGAAACAUGCGCUGAUCUUGAAAAAACAUGAGCCACGACACAGCACCCUGAAGGAGAAAAAAGAGGCAAAUGAAAGGCUUCCAGGGAAAUGUGAAAGAAGAUUGUAAGUUGUGUCUAUUGAGUUGUCCCAACGUCAUCGCCCCAAAACCUACACAAUUGGCAUUUUUAUUAUAUUUUAUUUUUUAAAGAUGUAUUCCACCACAGAUUUUAUACAAACAUAGCGUGGCUGUACAAGAGAAGGUUCAAGAGAAAAUAUUCAUAGUUCUAUCAUACCUCAACAAUAAAUCUACAUUUAGACAAUAUGCUGCUUCUUUUGUGUAUGUUUGUUUUACCUUAUGUGUAAAUGAUGCAAUGUGAAAUAAGCAGGUAAAUAGUAAGCAUAUUUUCUUAAAAGAGAAUUUAUGCACACACUGUAUGACUUAGAGCAAGCACAGCUCAGACUUAACAUUUUGUCUGCUUGGCUCAGCUCCUGCAUUCUUUAAAGUUGCUUUGAUGUUUACUGUGUCAGAUUAAUUUACAGGGGUUGCAUCUUAAACUUAUUUGAGCCUUCAAAAAAGUUGCAUCUUUUUCUGUAACAAACCGCAGUAGGUGAGGCUACACUUCAAAUUCACAUGAGCGCUAUUUUGUUUGUUUUUUAACACAGAAUCUGAUGUCCGUGUUUGAUAGAGAGGUAGUUAGAUUCCCUCCGACUAAAGGUGCUAUUGUGAGAUCAAUUCAAUCUUCUGUGCAGCUGAAGGAGUGACUGUGAUUGGAGUUAACCUAAAGCAGGAAAAAACAGGAUGUGAAAUGAAAUGAGAGGAAAUGUUAGUCAAUGAAUUGCAUAGCCUGUGGUAAUCGAAGACAAUCAACCGCUUUGCUUAUACUCUGGGUUAAAGAGGAGAAAAAGCAAUAAAAGUCAAUGUCAAAACAAUCACUGGAAAAAAAGUUAUUUUUCAAGGAGAGCAACAGAAAUGUGAAAAUACCUUUUUUGUGCAAAGUCAAUAAAUAAAUUCUACAAUA